AAGCUUUACUUUAAAAGCAUAAAUUAUUUUCGAAAGAAUAUAAUUUUUUUUUAUAGGAUGUUUAAAAAAAAAGAUAAAACUAAAACUAACAAAUUACUUGUUUGUAAAUUCCCUAUGAUUUUCAUAAUUGUAAAUCGAUUAAAAUUAUGAAAUUGUGCGUGUAGAGGGGGAAAUGUGUGCGUGUAGAAAGGAAGUAAUGCUACACGAUCAUAUCCUACCGCAUAGGGAAAGAGGUCAGUGUUAUCUAAUUUAUUUACCUCUCUACCUGAUUUUACUGCUUAUUAUUAGUAUAAACGCGAGCUUCAUACGAGCAACAUAUUUCUGUCGUGAGAACAAAAAGAAAGAUGUUCGACUUGAAUCUUGAUACUUUAUCGUUUGAGUGUAUUUCUAAUUCAGUGAAAUCGAAAAUACAUUUAAAGAAUCCAUUAAUAAAUAAAAAAAAGCACGAAAAGGAGAAAGAAAUAAUUGCAAAAGAAGUUUCCUCGCUGAAAGCCCUCUUUCAACUAGGCACGAAGAUUCAUCCAAUCAAGAUGGAUAUAAAUUCGCGUCUCGAACACAUUGAAAACUUUGCUUUGACCAAUACACUCUCGCCCAAUCUCGAAAAGAUCAGCCAAAAAGUUUCUUAUCCUACAAUCGAGAAAGAUGGCGAAGAAAGAGACUUAUAACAGCUACUAAGUUACGGCACUCUCUGCCGAAGGUCCAGGGACUUUCCUCAGAGCAAGUUGAGAGAGUUACUAACGAACACUGCUAGUGACUCCAAAGUGACGCACGAGAAAAUUUGAAUACUGUUGUUCAUCGAAGUGUAUUAUAUAGGAAUAGCAAACGAUCUGAGUACUUGUGAGACACGUAACAGUGACUCUCAAUUCCUACCUAACUUUGCAUUUUAUUCGAACAAUCAUAUAAUAUAAAUUUUAUUCUAAUACAGAAUGAUUUAUAAUUUUAAUAUAUUUCAUUACUUAUGACUGACUUUAUAAUUUAUAUAUAUUUUGUAAAAUUUUACAUAAUUAUUUACAAAUGACAAAACCUCUAUUUUUUCUAUAUUGAGAUACAAAAUUAGAAAUAUAUCAAAGAACUUAAUCAACAAGUUUACCAGAAAA
Vespa crabro (European hornet) is the source of this 1097-nucleotide messenger RNA. RefSeq lists its product as uncharacterized. Lineage: Eukaryota; Metazoa; Arthropoda; Insecta; Hymenoptera; Vespidae. The record is from RefSeq and is a predicted model, not a curated record. The transcript has 2 exons. The coding region runs from base 345 to 665 and encodes 106 amino acids.